CCAUUAGAAAAAGGCAGAUGUCAUGGAAAGUGAAAAAGGAGAGGUUGUGUAUAAGAUGAGGGACUAGUGUUUCAAGUUUAUGUUUUAUUGUUAUGGUAUCAACAUAUACUGUAGCUUUUUCCUUAAGGGACUGUUUGGUUUCACUUCACAUUUUGUCAGGAGUGUAGGAGACAAAAAGAGAGGAAAACAAGCUGUUAGAUCUAAAUGUAGAAGUUUCCAGCGUUGGAUGUCUGGAUUUUUCUUAUAGAGAUCUGGGCAGUGUUUCCCUUUUCUACAUGGCAGGCACGUGGAACCUCCUGAUACUGGCUCUGAACCUCUCCAUUCUCAUUGUCCAGUCAGAAACAGAAUGCCCUGGCGGAUUUACUUUGACGAAAAACAAGUGCAUUGAUCUCGAUGAAUGUGGGUCUUUUGAGGACUAUAUUGAUCAGCUAUGUGGAGAGAACGCAGUCUGUAAAAACACGAUUGGUAGCUUCUCCUGCCUUUGUGCUGACGGUUUCAGAUCCUCAUCCGGGGCUGCAAAUUUUUCAGCAGCAACAUCUGAUAAAUGUGAAGAUAUCAAUGAGUGUUUCGAAGACAGAGGCCUCUGCGGACCUAAUGCCUUGUGUUUUAACACAAUUCCACAAUAUUCCUGCAUUUGUGAUGUUGGAUACAUUUCCACUAAUGAAGAGGAAAGUUUUCGUAACGGUGACAACAUCACAUGUAGAGAUUUGGAUGAAUGUCAAGAGGAAAACGUUUGCGGUCAGAAUGCAAAAUGCAUCAACACACAAGGCAGUUAUCGCUGUGACUGCAAUGCUGGCUUUGAACUGAAAUCUGGCAAUCUCUCUAGUAAUCAGGAGCAACGUGAGGACAUAUGUAGGACUGGUACGACAAUCUGCGGAAAUGGAACCUGCUACCAUGGAGCCAGUGGCCAUUACUGUACAUGCCAUGCAGGGUUCACUAACUAUGGAAACAAAAGGGCUCGCUGUACCGAAUUGAAGUGUGAUGUAUUCAAAGAUAAGAUCAGUUUGACAGAGGGAUUUCAUGUUGCACGUGAUCUUGUGAUGCAGUUAAAAGAAAGCUGUCUGCAGCUUACAAUGAGUGAACAUCCAAAAGAGCUGGAUGGAGAGGACAUACUAAAGAAACUGUUGUCUUUGAUCGACAAGCUCUUGUCCGGUGGAGCCUUCAAAAAUAACAGGAAAGUCUCCAUCUUUUUGACCAUGGUGGAGGAAACUCUGAGGCUUAUAGGACCUUUCAUUAAGGACCCUUGGACAGCAAUAACCUCCACUCAAACAGAUUUGAAGCUUCUGGUAAAAAAGGGGGAUGACAUUCCCCAGGGAACCAAGACAUUAUCAUCCAAGGGAGCUCAUCUUAAUAUUUCGUUGAAAACAGCGGCUGGAGAUCCUUACCAUUACCCAGGCUUUACAACAGUGUCCUCUCUGAGCUAUGCAAACCUGGAGGACUCUGCAGAUGGCUUCUUUAGCGGUAUGAAACGUCAAGCGGAACACAACUAUAAGAUCAACUCUAAAAUUGUGACGGUCACUGUCAGUAACAGAAACGCAAACCACCUCAAAGAGCCUGUCAUAUUGACUUUCGAACAUCUCAAACAGUCAAAUGAAACAAACCACACAUGUGUAUUCUGGGAUUCUUUAAAAGAAGGAGGGUCAUGGUCUGCUCGUGGUUGCAGUGUGGUGGAGUCCAAACCUAAAUACACUGUGUGCUCCUGCAACCAUCUGAGCAGCUUUGCUGUGCUCAUGGCACUCCAUGAAAUAGAGGACAAGUUUGAGUUGCAGCUGAUCACCUGGGUGGGUCUGUCCCUUUCACUAAUUUGCCUGAUUAUCUGCAUCCUGACCUUUUCACUGAUCCGCUCCAUCAAAAGCCCACGAACCACCAUCCACCUGCACCUCUGCAUCAGCCUCUUUAUUGCCACCCUUAUCUUCCUUGCAGGCAUCUCUCGUACUGAGAACCGGGUUGGCUGUGCAGUUGUAGCAGGGCUGCUGCAUUUCUUCUUCCUGGCAGCAUUUUGCUGGAUGUGUCUAGAGGGCAUACAACUUUUCAGAAUGGUGGUCCUGGUUUUCAACACCAACUUCAAAACCCUCUACAUGAUGGCAGGGGGUUAUGGAGUCCCAGCUGUUGUAGUCACGGUUUCUGCAUUAGCUAAUGCCAAGGGAUAUGGCACAAAGAGACACUGUUGGUUAAGCCUGGAUUUAAUUUGGAGUUUCUUUGGUCCUGUCUGCGUCAUCAUUACUGUCAACAUUUUCUUCUUUCUCAUCACUGUGUGGAAGUUGGCACAGAAGUUCUCAAGUUUAAACCCUGACCUAGACAAUCUGCAGAAAGUGAAGGCGUUCAUCAUUACUGCAGUGGCUCAGUUGACGCUUUUGGGCAUCAUAUGGAUCUUUGGUUGUUUCCAGUUUGAAGGGGGGCCAAUAAUCAUAACAUACCUGUUUACCAUCUUUAGCAGCUUUCAGGGGGUUAUGCUCUUUGUCAUGCACUGUCUGCUUUCAAAACAGGUGAGGGAAGAAUAUGGAAACAUCCUGUCCAGAUUCUGUGCACCUCGAAAGAAGAGUUACUUUGACUUAAGCUCCUCACACACCAGCAAAGCUCAUGCAUCCAAGAGCACCCAGGACACGGGGGAGUCUCGCAUCUGAGGACUUAACAGGGAUUUGGGAGAAAAGUCUGAUUUAUUUCAAGAAUACUGCCAUCUAAGAUGAAUAGCUUACUUUUGCCCUGACGUGUAGUCAAUGCAUCAGCUUCAUUGCAACAUGUUCUUAAUGCUUCUUUACAUUUUCAUGCCUUUUUUUCAUUUUUGUUAUUGAGUUGGUAUUUGCAUUUGGAAAUGUUAAAUAGGAAACAUUGACAUGUAUGAUGUAUUACAAAUUAAGAUAAGAAAUGACAUUCAACAGUGAUGAGCAUUACAUUUUGUUAUUCAAACAACACUUUUAUGAUGACCCAUGAUAAGCACAUAGUAAACUUUAUCUAGUGGUAAAAAAUGUCUUUAUUUACGGAAAAGAUGUAAACGUUUUUUUAAAUAUUCAAGUGAUCCUCAAGACCUGUUUUAUCAGGUAUAUGUUUUAUGGCUUGUCAUGUCAUCCAGGUACUUUAUUCAACAUGCAAAGAUAAUCUAAAAAGACAUAUCUAAGACAAGCACUUUUUUUGUGGAACUUAUUAUCUAAAUAUGACCACCAAAAAGAAGGACGACUAUAGAAAUAGAUUUUAAAUGUAUUUUGUGUGUAUAUAUUGCUGCGCAAUUAAGUAUUUAUAGUAAGUUACUGUAUUUUCUGCUCCAUUUAGCAAGCUUUUACUUGUUCAAAGUAUUUCAUGUAAUUAUUGUUUGGUUUUUAUUUACUUAGUUCCCAAACCUGAAUGUUCAGAGAAAACGUUUGUAUAAUUGGGUUUUAUAAUUCAAGCUUUGUUUUAAGCACUGGUUUUAGCCUUUAAGUCAGAUGUUUGUUCAGAAAAAUGUUCUUUGGAUCCAUGUUUCUGAUUGAUUUCAUAUUUUUUAGGUUGAUAUAUUUAAAAAGGUGUUCUCAUACUUUUCAUCCAUCUCCUAGAAGCAUUAAAUAAAAUGAAUAAUAUUC
Eleginops maclovinus (Patagonian blennie) is the source of this 3554-nucleotide messenger RNA. RefSeq names its product adhesion G protein-coupled receptor E1. The coding region runs from base 276 to 2624 and encodes 782 amino acids. NCBI's taxonomy places the organism in Eukaryota, Metazoa, Chordata, Actinopteri, Perciformes, Eleginopidae. Gene Ontology annotation, biological process: adenylate cyclase-activating G protein-coupled receptor signaling pathway; cell surface receptor signaling pathway. Gene Ontology annotation, cellular component: plasma membrane. The record is from RefSeq and is a predicted model, not a curated record. Gene Ontology annotation, molecular function: calcium ion binding; G protein-coupled receptor activity. The transcript is spliced from 19 exons.